Saccoglossus kowalevskii is the source of this 3663-nucleotide messenger RNA. It is a transcript of the gene Npepps, whose product is annotated as puromycin-sensitive aminopeptidase. The record is from RefSeq and is marked validated. Gene Ontology annotation, biological process: proteolysis; peptide catabolic process. Gene Ontology annotation, molecular function: metalloaminopeptidase activity; zinc ion binding; peptide binding. Lineage: Eukaryota; Metazoa; Hemichordata; Enteropneusta; Harrimaniidae. Gene Ontology annotation, cellular component: membrane; cytoplasm.
UAUCCACUUCCGUGUUCGUCUCCAGGGACAAGUUCGUGCCUACUGCCAGUCGUCUGCGAUCAACAUGUCUGAGAAAAAAACGUUCGAGCGAUUGCCUAAAAAUGUGGUGCCCAAGAACUACAGUCUGCGGUUGCAACCCGACCUAAAGGCUUUCACGUUCGCCGGCAAUGAAGUAGUUACCAUUGAGGUUACAGAAGCAACCAAUAAAAUUGUUAUGAAUUGCCUCGAUAUUGUAAUCUCCAUGGCAUCGUACACUGCAGCUGACAAAAGCUUAACACCAACUAUCACUUACAACAAGGAAGAAGAGACGACUACUUUAACAUUCCCAGAGGCACUUAGUGUUGGCACUGGUGAUUUGACUCUGGAGUUUACCGGAGAGUUAAAUAAUAAAAUGAAAGGUUUCUAUCGUAGUAAAUAUAAAGCACCAAAUGGAGAGGAAAGAUACCUUGCUUGCACUCAGUUUGAGGCCACUGAUGCCCGCCGUGCAUUUCCUUGUUGGGAUGAGCCAGCUGUGAAAGCUACAUUUGAAAUAACAUUGGUGGCACCUAAAGACAGGAUCGCUCUCUCAAAUAUGCAAGUAACAGAGAAGAAACCAUGCGAAAAAGACGCAGACUUGGUGGAAGUGAAAUAUGGCAAAACACCAAUCAUGUCAACAUAUCUUUUAGCGUUUAUUGUUGGCGAGUUUGAUUAUGUUGAAGCUACUUCAUCAGAUGGUGUUCUUGUCAGAGUGUACACGCCAUUAGGAAAGAAGGAACAAGGAGAUUUUGCUUUAGAGGUGGCUGUAAAGACUCUGCCAUUCUACAAAGAUUACUUUGACAUCGCGUAUCCUCUGCCAAAGAUUGAUCUGAUAGCUAUUCCAGAUUUUGCUGCUGGAGCAAUGGAAAACUGGGGUUUGGUUACGUACAGAGAAACAGCUUUACUGGUGGAUCCUAAGAACUCAUCAGCCUCAGCCAAACAAUGGGUGGCAUUGGUUGUUGGUCAUGAGUUAGCUCAUCAAUGGUUUGGUAAUCUUGUAACCAUGGAAUGGUGGACCCAUCUCUGGUUGAAUGAAGGCUUUGCUUCCUGGAUUGAGUAUCUGUGUGUUGAUUUCUGUUUUAAAGAUUAUGACAUAUGGACUCAGUUUGUGACUUCUGAUUAUACCAGAGCCUUGGAGCUGGAUGCAUUGAAGAACAGUCACCCUAUUGAGGUUGCUGUCGGUCAUCCAUCCGAAGUAGACGAAAUAUUCGAUUUAAUAUCUUACAGUAAAGGAGCUUCUGUGAUUCGAAUGUUACACGACUAUAUCGGUGAUGAGGAUUUCAAGAAUGGGAUGAAUCACUACCUAUCUAAGCAUCAAUAUAAGAAUACAUUCACUGAAGACCUGUGGGAAUCGCUUGGAAAAGCGAGUGGUAAACCAGUGAAUGAUGUCAUGUCGACAUGGACCAAGCAGAUGGGUUUCCCUGUUAUAAAAGUUACAGCUGAACAGAAAGGAAACAACAGAGAGUUGACAUUGACGCAAAGAAAAUUCUGUGCUGAUGGGAGUGCUGGAGGUGAUUCCCUGUGGAUGGUUCCAAUCUCCAUCAGUACGAGUGCAGAUCCUAAUAAAGCCGCUGUCAAAAUAAUGUUAGACAAACCAUCAACUACAGUUACCAUUGAAAAUGUAUCCGCAGACCAAUGGAUUAAGUUGAACCCAGGAACUGUCGGUUUCUACCGAACACAGUAUACACCAGAGAUGUUGGAUUUGUUACUGCCGUCUAUUAAGGACCAAUCAUUGCCACCAAGAGACAGACUAGGACUCAUAAAUGACAUGUUUGCAUUGGCUAAAGCAGGGGAAGUGAGCACAGUUGAAGUUCUACGUUUAAUAGACGCAUACAAGAAUGAAACCAACUACACUGUGUGGAAUGACAUAUGCAGCACUUUGGGAAGUCUUUCUGCCCUGUUACUACAUACUGAUUAUCAUGAUAAUCUGAAAGCGUUCGGCAGAAAUCUCCUAUCUCCCAUUGCUGAUAAACUGGGAUGGGAGGCUGCAGAAGGAGAAGGUCACCUGGACUCCUUGUUGAGAAGUAUGGUGCUACUCCGGCUGGGUCGUUUCAGCCAUACAGACACAGUAUCAAAAGCUAAAGUUAAGUUUAAUGACCAUACAUGUGGAAAAGAAACCAUUCCAGCAGAUCUUAGAGGCUCGGUAUAUCACUCUGUAUUGGCCCACGCUGAUGAAGAAACAUUUAAGGCAGUAUUGAAAUUUUUCCGUGAACAAGAACUGCAUGAAGAAAAAGAGCGAAUCAUGAGAGCCCUUGGUGCUGUGAAAGAGCCUGCACUCAUUAAACAAGUACUGGAUUUCUCACUUAGUGACGAGGUUCGGUCACAAGACACGGUGUUUGUUCUCACAGGGGUGGUCGGUUCCAAGGACGGGCUAGAAAUGGCGUGGAAAUUUUUACAAGAGAAAUGGGAUGUGCUUCAUCGCCGUUAUGAAGGAGGGUUUUUAUUAUCCCGACUUGUCAAGAACUGCACAGAAGGAUUUGCAACUGAAGACAAAGCUAAGGAAGUAGAGACAUUCUUUGCGGCUCACUCUGCACCUGCUGCUGAGCGUACUAUUCAGUCAUUGGAAAACAUACGCCUAAACAAAAAGUGGUUAGAACACUCUGACAAGAUCAAGGAAUUCCUUAGUGGUAGUUCUUAAAACAAGCCCCUGUGAAUUAUAUCUGCACCCCUCACUUGUUAAUGGUUUAGUCAGUAUUUUUUCUGAUCCUAGUGUUAUAAUUGGAUUCCUCCAUUAUUUUUAGGGAUGACUGGAAUUACUUUCAGUGUUACAUCUACAAUACUUGGCGAGAUUUAUAAGUCUAAAAAUCGUACAUAAUUUUUUUUUUCAUUUUACAAUGCGAUGUGAAUCAACUGGCUUGUGAAAAUUGGAAAAUAAGUUUGCAGAAUAAUAAAAAAAACUGGAUACAAUAGUCUAUUCAAAAAGUUCAAUACUAAAGAAUGUUCAUAUAUCAAAUUAAUUUUCAUUUUCAGCUGCUAUGCCUUGAAUUGCAUACAAUGCCCAGAUGAAAUAAAACUGCUAAAUAUUACAGGACAUGUGGAUUUAUAUAUGUAUUAAUUUGAAGACUUGUAUAAAUCUAUUUUUUUCCCACCAUCUCCACCACAAAAUUUGUGUACUUUAAAGUAAAGUAAAAGGAUUAAUUAAAUUACUCAAUUUCGUACUUGCAUAAAUGACGGAAUGAAUCGUUUUCCUGAUUAUCAAUUAAUUUUCCAAAAUUAGUCUGCUGACUGUGUUUGUCAAUUUUUCUCUAGUCAGUAGUUGUAUUCAGAUUAUGAGUUGCCUCGUAUAGUUGUAAUAAAAUUAGAAUUUCAUGAGUUGACAAGUUAGUUGCCCUUCCUGUACUGCAAUAGUUAUAUACAUAAUAGCCUGUACGUUACAGUUGGCUUCAAAACACUACUACAAUUGUAACUUGUCAUUGUGACAGCCAAUUGACACAAAGAUUUAAGGGAUCAAUGAGUGUUCAACUUUAUUCAUUGACAAAUUUAAUUAAAGUGCGCCCUCUGAGGUGGAAAUGAGAGAAAUCUUGUUGUUUUUCCCAAGAUACUGAUGUACAAAUCAAAGGUUAUUGUGGUCAUUCUUCAGCAAACGGCAAACUGUAUAAUGUAUAUAAAAGAACAUGAAUACAUAAAUUUAUUUGACCAGAAACAGUU